AUUUUGCGCUGCUGGGAAGGAUGAGCCGCUUGGCUCUCUGUAGUUACAUCUGAUUGGCCGACAGUGAUGUGUCGUCAUCCAAUCACACCAUGUAGCCGUGUCUGCAUAGGCUAUCGUUGUGUUCAUAACAUCGGACCAGAGUGUUGUACAUUGAUAGUAUUCUUUUCUGUUAUCUUUUAACUUUCACCGGUUUCCUACAAUUGAAGAAGAGCCAUCAUGGAGAAAGUGAUUUUAGUGACCGGCGCGAACAGUGGUAUCGGCCUAGCCCUGUGUGAGCGGCUGCUCUGUGAGGACAGUCGGCUGCAGCUGUGUCUGGCCUGCAGGAACAUGCAGAGGGCUGAGGCGGCCCGCUCCGCUCUGCUGACCUCUCACCCCGACGCCCACAUAGACCUGCUGCACCUGGAUGUGGGCUCUGUCCGCUCGGUUCUCCACGCCGCCCACAAGGUCAAGGCUAGGUACAACAGACUGGACUACCUAUACCUUAAUGCCGGGAUCAUGCCAAAUCCACAGAUUGACAUCAAAGCCUUUUUCAAGGGCCUAUUUUCUAGCAACGUCGUGAAAAUGUUUGCCACAGCAGAGGGCCUCCUGACCCAGCAGGACCGUGUCAACAAAGACGGACUACAGGAAGUUUUCGCCACAAACCUCUUUGGACACUUUGUGCUGGUCAGGGAGCUAGACUCUAUCCUUUGCCAGGCUGGUCAGACCUCCCGGGUAGUGUGGACUUCGUCCAGCAAUGCCAGACGCUCGGCCUUCAGUCUAGAAGAUGUCCAGCACAGACUGGGGACCGAGCCCUACGCGUCCUCCAAGUAUGCCUCCGACCUCAUCAGCCUUGCCCUCAACAGACACAACAACAGCCAGGGGCUGUAUUCAUCAGUGAUUUGUCCAGGGCUGGUGAUGACCAAUCUUACCUAUGGCAUCCUCCCUUCCUUCUUCUGGACCCUCAUCAUGCCCAUCAUGUAUCUUAUAAGAAUCUUCACCCACACGUUCACACUGACACCGUACAAUGGAGCUGGAGCAUUGCACUCGCUGUUUCUGAAAAAAACAGAGUCCCUGGAUCCGAGGGCAAAGUAUCACAGUUUGACGUCAGGCAUGGGGAGCAACUACACGCAGCCUCGACAAAUGGACAUCGAUGACGACAUGUCAGAGGCCCUGUAUGUGAAACUGCUGGAAAUGGAAAAAGCUGCUCGUAAGAGAUUGAAAGAAGAGGAUGACAAUAAACAAGCCUACAAAAAGUACCUCAACCAGACAGAGUAGUAUUUUGCACGGCUAUUCUCCUAGUUUAGGCCUAAUCACUCAACUUUUAUUCUAUUCGGAAAGUACUCAGACCGUUUGACUUUUUACACAUUUUGUUACGGCCUUAUUCUAAAAUGGAUUAAAUAAAUACAAAAUCCUCAGCAAUGACAAAGUGAAAACAGAUUUUUUGAAUUGUUUGCAAAUGUAUUACAAAAUAAAAACAAAUACCCUUCA
Salmo salar (Atlantic salmon) is the source of this 1467-nucleotide messenger RNA. RefSeq names its product hydroxysteroid (17-beta) dehydrogenase 7 (gene hsd17b7). Gene Ontology annotation, biological process: cholesterol biosynthetic process. Gene Ontology annotation, molecular function: estradiol 17-beta-dehydrogenase [NAD(P)+] activity; 5-alpha-androstane-3-beta,17-beta-diol dehydrogenase (NADP+) activity; 3-beta-hydroxysteroid 3-dehydrogenase (NADP+) activity. Gene Ontology annotation, cellular component: endoplasmic reticulum membrane. Lineage: Eukaryota; Metazoa; Chordata; Actinopteri; Salmoniformes; Salmonidae. The record is from RefSeq and is a predicted model, not a curated record.